GGCAGAUCUCGUGUACCCCUCUGCCGUUUCGCUGCCUUCGCCGACCCGAAGGGGCAGCUCGCCAGCUGAAAAUGUCGGAGCCUACGGUCGCUGAUACCCGCCGGUUAAACUCCAAACCUCAGGAUCUCACGGAUGCUUACGGGCCUCCCAGCAACUUCCUAGAAAUUGACGUUUACGACCCCCAGACCGUCGGGGUCGGGAGAAACCGAUUUACUACCUAUGAAGUGCGGAUGCGGACCAACCUCCCGAUCUUCAAGCUGAAGGAGUCUUGUGUGCGGAGAAGGUACAGCGACUUUGAGUGGUUAAAGAAUGAGCUGGAGCGAGACAGUAAGAUCGUCGUGCCUCCGUUGCCUGGGAAAGCCCUGAAGAGACAACUGCCCUUCCGGGGGGACGAGGGAAUUUUCGAAGAAUCCUUCAUCGAGGAGCGGCGGGCGGGUCUCGAGCAGUUCAUCAACAGGAUCGCAGGUCACCCGCUGGCUCAGAACGAGCGCUGCCUGCACAUGUUCCUUCAGGAGGAGAGCAUCGACAGGAACUACAUCCCCGGAAAACACCAGUGAUCCAGAGACGCUGAGCAAUCACACCAGGGCCUAGCAGUUCGUUUUAUUCUCUCUUCAUGAUUGAGCCCGUGCUGCCUCAACAACAGGUGAUCCAACAGGGUGCACUCAGCUGUUUUCCUUGUAUGUAUAUGUAUAUAAUGUAUAUAUCAAUACGUUUAGCAAAAUGCCGUUAAGGAGACCUCGACACGGCUGCGUGCCUAUAUCUGUCUGCUCCACUGAGGUCGGUAAGGAUACGUUUUUCUAAAACAUUAAAUCUUUAACGUGUCUGCUCACAGCUCAUGCUGCGUGUUAUUGCUGAGACAGCUGGCACCAACAGUUCAGACUUCCCCUGAAAACGUGUGCACAACCCCCCCACCCCCACCCCCACCCCCACCCCCCCUCUGCAGUACAAUGGUUUCUCCUGAUUGAAUCCCUUCUCUUGUUCUGUCAGCACCUUCUUUCUUGAAGAUGUUAGGUGUCCUGUUUGGGGGGUGACUGUUGGUGCACAUGCACAUUAAAAAAAAAAAGUCUUGAAUUCAGAGCAAGCAUGGGCUUUGAGAUCUAGUAAAUGCUCCACACAAGUUCGCUUUGAAAAUGUAUACAUUUUUAGUUAGUAGACUGUUUCCUUACUCUCCUUUACUAUAAGAGCUUCUUGUCAUGUUCUGGCCAAAAUACAAAACUGCUCAGCAGUUGAGAUGUGAUUGAUAUAACUGCAGUUCAAGCAGUAUUGGAAUCCCGGCACCGUUUAGAUGUUAAAUUCCACAAUUACGCAGCUAUUAAAACAUCUGCACUAAUAUGGGGGAGCUCUGGAGCGGUCCUCUUUCUCCUGCAUUUGAACUGAUAAGCACCUUUCCUUGUUGUUACUGUAGUGAACACAAAGAAAUUUCUCUGAGACACUGAAAAGACAGAUGUGCCUAUGUCAGUACAAGGACUCAAAUCUGUGUCUUUCUUGACAGUCAAGAUUUUUAGCUUCCCCGUAAGCCACACCAUUUGCUGUGUUUGAAAUAUUUACCUUUCCAGUUAUCUACUAAUUUUUCUUUGAAAAGUUGGCUACCUCAAGUAAGAGAAAAAGAACAAUCCUUCUGUGCCAGCCCAAACGUCCUAAAAAAAAAGACCCAUUUUGGGUUAACAUGUUUAACAGUUGUUAGGGAAUUUCAUAUCUGUCAGGGCUGGGAAAGACAUGCAGUGAUUUUACUGGUGCAAGAGGUUACUACUCUCCCAAUUCAUUACUGUAUGGCCCAAUCACUCUCGACAACUGUAGCGCUUAUAAAGAAAAAAAUGGGACAAGUCUUCCUUAACAUCCCACCCCAUUUUGUUUUAAUUCCCAAUAAUUUCAGCAGAGUAUGUUUUAUAUCCUGUUAUUGCAUUAUCCUUAUAUACACCUUUUAUUAUUUAGCCAUUUUUCAUGUAUGUAACUGCUGUGAAUUUUAGUCCUGGCUUUAAUUAAAAAAGCAUUGUCUCAGAUCUGCUGUCAAGAAAUGUAAUGUCAGAUAAUCAUGUUCAUAUUAAACCACUGUGAAAACCAA
This is a messenger RNA of Lepisosteus oculatus (spotted gar), 2062 nucleotides long. RefSeq names its product sorting nexin 12 (gene snx12). NCBI's taxonomy places the organism in Eukaryota, Metazoa, Chordata, Actinopteri, Semionotiformes, Lepisosteidae. Gene Ontology annotation, molecular function: phosphatidylinositol-3-phosphate binding. The record is from RefSeq and is a predicted model, not a curated record. Gene Ontology annotation, cellular component: retromer complex; early endosome membrane. Gene Ontology annotation, biological process: late endosome to Golgi transport; endocytic recycling.